GCUUGCGAUAAGAUUUGGGAGUUCUUCAAACUCCACGAUCUCCUUUCUUCCUCAAUUCUAUCAAACUCAUCUCUGUCGAUCCUUAAAGUUUUUUUUGUCUUGGAUCAUCACUCAGCUCUGAUUCUGAUUCUUCCCACAAUUUGUGUUCUUUUAUUUUCUUCUUCUUCUUCCUUGAAUUCGUCAAAAAAGGGGCGAUUUUUUGCAGUCCCUGUUUUGAGUCCCCUGUUUUGGUUUUCGGUUUUUUUCUUGAUCUAAAAAUGGAAGGAAUUGACGGAAACGCCCUCCCGUUCGCCGCCGGGAGCAAUUCUCCGAUCGGCGUUUCGCUGUCGGAAUUAAUUUUGAGCAGCAAUUUGUCGACCAUAGAUUCGAUUUUCUCCCAAUCGGAGCAGAGUUCGGCGAUCAACACUGUGUCGGAGCCUCUGGGAUCUUCGGUGUACCUGCGACACAGAGAAUUGCUGCAGAAAUUCUCCGACGAGAACCGGGCGGUCCACUCGGUUUCGACGGCGGCGAACCCGGUCCGGAAGCCGGGGCAUUUCCCGGCGUAUCUUCUGGCGAGCAAGAAGAAGCUGUACCGCGGCGUACGGCAGCGGCAGUGGGGCAAGUGGGUGGCGGAGAUUCGGCUGCCGCAGAACCGGACGCGCGUGUGGCUAGGAACCUACGACUCCGCCGAGGCAGCCGCCUACGCCUACGACAGGGCGGCGUACAAGCUCCGGGGAGAAUACGCCCGCCUGAAUUUCCCGAACCUCCGAGACCCGACCCGGAUUGGGCUCGGGGACGGGUCGCGGGUCGAGACGCUGAAGAAUGCUGUGGACGCGAAGAUCCAGGCGAUAUGCCAGAAGGUCCGGCGGGAGAAGCAAGCCCGACGCGCCGCCAGGAAGGCGGCGGCGGCGGAUAUGAAAGAAAAUACGAGUUCCGACGCGGCGGCGACGGUGGAGAAGAACAGUACGACCGAUUCGUGCGAAUCGAGCCGGAGCGCGAGCGACGACGGGUUUUGGUGGGGCGGAGAGUCGCCGGGAUCGGUGUCGUACGAGUGGAGCUCGACGGCGGCGCCGCUGGGGGAGGUGGGAAUAGAGGAGUGUUCUCUGGCGCGGCUGCCGUCGUUCGACCCGGAAUUGAUUUGGGAAGUUCUUGCUAACUGAGUCGGGUCUAAUUUAGGGAUUAAGCAAGACUAGACAGACAUGUUUUGGAUAAUUAGCUGUCGUUUCGUGUGUAAAAAUUCUUGGUUUCCAGAUAAUUAAUGAACUUUUAAUUGUGGUUUGAUUUU
Molecule: messenger RNA, 1264 nt
Organism: Andrographis paniculata
Lineage: Eukaryota; Viridiplantae; Streptophyta; Magnoliopsida; Lamiales; Acanthaceae
Product: ethylene-responsive transcription factor ERF061
Exons: 1
Coding region: 258-1139 (293 amino acids)
Biological process (GO): regulation of DNA-templated transcription
Molecular function (GO): DNA binding; DNA-binding transcription factor activity
Source: RefSeq, a predicted model, not a curated record